CGACAUACCCCGGACCUUGGUAAUCCUUGUACAGAAAAGAAGCUUUCGCCACCGCGCUGCCCGACCCUGGUCCAGCGUCGUCGUCUUAUAACCUUUGAUGCGCAUCGCAGUCCCAUAGCGACGCCAACAUCGGCCAUACUCUGGAGUCACAGGGGCCAUACUCCGGAGCCAAAGUCUAGAUACUGAAGUACAGUGUACAGAGUCCGGGGUCAAAGCUCAGGACCUCAAUAUCAAUAUAAAACGGCCAUGGACCUCUUUCAGUCCACUCUCUCUUCGUCACUUGUGCCCUUCAGCAACUUCAGUCUCACGUCAACAGUUGUUUAUUCCACCAUGCAUUCCUUCACAUCUCUUCUAUUGGUCAGUGGUCUUGCUUUGCAGACCGCCAUUGGCCUUCCCGAGCGAGGCAGAGGCGUCAAGGAACGUGAAGCCCAACUCCUGAAACGCUCUGUGGACUCAUUCAUUGAGACGGAAACCCCGAUCGCACUAGCUGACUUGCUGUGCAAUAUUGGGUCUGCUGGAGAAUGCGUUGCAGGCGCAAGUUCGGGGGUUGUGGUUGCUAGUCCGGAUCGUGUGAACCCAGACUAUUUCUAUACGUGGUCCCGUGAUGCGGCCUUGACUUUCAAGUGCAUUGUCGAUACCUUCAUCAGCAAUUACUCUUCCUCGCUCCAGACGGAAAUCGAGAACUACAUUGAUGCCCAGGCCUACAUCCAGACUAUUUCAAACCCCUCAGGAGGACUGUCAACCGGAGGGCUUGGCGAGCCAAAAUUUAACGUUGAUGAGACAGCCUUUACAGGCUCUUGGGGUCGCCCACAGAGAGAUGGUCCAGCUCUUCGUGCUACAGCACUGGUUGCAUACUCGAAAUGGCUGAUCAACAAUGGAUACUCGUCUACUGCAAGUUCUCUUGUGUGGCCAAUCAUCCAGAACGACCUCAGUUAUGUAGCGGAGUAUUGGAACAACACUGGUUUUGAUUUGUGGGAGGAGGUAGAUGGGUCAAGUUUCUUCACACUUGCUGCACAGCACCGUGCACUUGUGGAAGGAAGUGCACUCGCCUCCCUCCUCGGGAAAUCCUGUACAUAUUGUGAUUCUCAAGCUCCUCAAGUUCUUUGCUUCCUUCAAAGUUUCUGGAGUCCAUCUCAAGGCUAUAUUCUGGCCAAUAUCAAUGAGAAUAACGGCCGGACUGGAAAAGAUGCGAACACACUCCUUGGUUCCAUUCAGACCUUUGAUCCUGAUGCAGGAUGUGAUGCAACAACUUUCCAGCCCUGCUCUGAUCGGGCCUUGGCGAAUCACAAAGUCGUCACUGAUUCGUUCCGUUCCAUUUAUGCCCUCAACUCUGGUAUUCCCGAGGGAACCGCCGUCGCUGUGGGCCGUUACCCAGAAGAUUCUUAUCAAGGUGGCAAUCCAUGGUAUCUCAAUACUCUGGCCGCAGCUGAACAACUGUACGAUGCGCUUUACACAUGGGACAAACUGGGUUAUAUCACUGUUACUUCAACAUCCUUAGCAUUCUUCAAUGACUUCGAUACGUCAAUCACUGUCGGCACAUAUGCUUCUUCAUCUUCGACGUAUACGACUCUGUACAACGCAGUUAAGACCUACGCAGAUGGCUACAUGAGCAUUGUCGCAACAUAUGCACAGUCCAAUGGAUCGCUAUCUGAGCAGUUUUCCCGAUCUGAUGGCAGCCCGCUUUCCGCAUACGAUCUGACAUGGUCAUAUGCUGCUUUCUUAACUGCGGCAGCUCGUCGAGCAGGUGUUGUUCCAUACUCUUGGGGAGAGCCAACCGCUUCUAGCCUCCCAGCGACGUGCUCAUCUACAUCUGCAAUUGGCACCUAUUCCACAGCUUCUACCGGCACCUGGCCCCUGAACCAAACUCCCACCUCAGGCAGUUAUCCAUCGACCACAGCGUCUUCCUGUUCGACAGCCACAUCUGUUGCUGUGACAUUCGAUGAAACAGUGACAACCACCUACGGGGAGACCAUUAAGAUCGCAGGUAACCAAGCCAUUCUUGGAAACUGGGAUACUUCGGACGCAUAUGCGCUAUCAAGCUCGCGCUACACUUCUUCGAACCCUCUUUGGGAGGGAACAGUGUCGUUUCCUGCUGGCACUGUAAUCCAGUACAAAUACAUCAACGUAGCGAGCAACGGCGACGUCACCUGGGAGGCAGACCCAAACCACACAUAUACCGUUCCAGCAACUUGCGCGACAGCUGUGACGGUCAGCAACACCUGGCAGUCAUAGCUUGAGAAAGUAUGAGAGAAAGAGAAGUGAUUAAAAACAAAAACAGCCCGAAGAUUAUCAAAGCGAUUGCCAGAUUGCAAGGACCCAUAAGGCUAUCGAGGGAUUGGUGGAAGAAUGGCUGGAAAAGCUGCGGCAUUGACCUCUGAUUUCGGUUUCCUAAGUCCGGUGUAUUGAUGAUUAUCCUUCAAUCCCUAAGACUAUACUCUACCUACCUAACUUGCUCAAUGCGUAUCUGCUCCCAAG
Amorphotheca resinae ATCC 22711 is the source of this 2475-nucleotide messenger RNA. Its product is annotated as carbohydrate-binding module family 20 protein. The record is from RefSeq and is a predicted model, not a curated record. NCBI's taxonomy places the organism in Eukaryota, Fungi, Ascomycota, Leotiomycetes, Helotiales, Amorphothecaceae. Gene Ontology annotation, cellular component: fungal-type vacuole. Gene Ontology annotation, biological process: polysaccharide catabolic process. The transcript is spliced from 4 exons. Gene Ontology annotation, molecular function: glucan 1,4-alpha-glucosidase activity; starch binding. The coding region runs from base 247 to 2232 and encodes 661 amino acids.